AUGAUCGGGGGGAGUUCUUGGAUAAGUACACCUGGCAAGUUGUUGGUAAAGGCCACAGCAAGAAACGGCAUAAACGGUUCUUUUGGACACAUCCCUAUACUAGGACUCUGUACUGGAGCUCGGCGGACCCAGGCGCUUCUAGUACGGGUGAAUCGACUGCUCAAAGUGCUCAGGCUCAAAUUCCGCUUUGUUGGACAGCCUACAUUGACACCGUUAAGUCCGUUAUUGAUCCCAAUCCCAUGCCUCCUACCUUGUGUCCUUGGCGACAUUGAUGCAUACGAGCUCGAAAUGUGGAGGUUUACAAACUCACCAGCUAAUUUCGUCGACAAUGAUCAUGAAGUGCUUGAGGUGCUAGUCAGCGAGGCAUUUUCCAAUAUGGGGGUCAAAAAACUCUUUACGAGGCAGGUAAUAGCAGGCUUGAACAUCUCAGCUGGAGAGGUACUGCUUGUCAAGUUUCCCGAUCCUCCUGUUCUCGAACUGUACUGUCUUAUUCGUGGCGAUGGUGCCAACCAUAUCUUUCCGGCCAAAAUUGCGAGUACAGAGUCUGUCGGCACCCUCAAGGAGAUUGUUAGGGAGAAGAAUAAGUUCGCUCUCGAACACAUGGAUGCAAAGACCCUCACACUCUGGAAGGUUUCCAUCCCGGUCGAUGACAGUCUCAAGGAAGAAGGCGACCGUGUCGCCGAAGCCUGCAAGGCAUGGGGUUCAUCCGUUUCACAAGAGGCCCCUUCCUCAGGAGGCCUACCCAAAAAGUUUGUUGCCAUCCAGAAAAAGGACAAACCUGCGUUUGCGUUUAAUCGCCCCCCAACCACUGCCGUGAUGAUACCCAUCUCACUAUAUCAUCCCAUAUCCAGCCAGUUCCAAGAUGACUGUAAAACUUAUACACCCACCAAGGAAGACCAUGAUUUCGCUUUAAAGUUCUCCCAUUCUAUGUCAAAUAUUUACGCCAACGAAGGGGACAGGGCUGACCAAGCUCGAAAAGAUUUCGCAAGCUAUGGUCUCGACUUGUUGCCCACUGGAAUUGGCAAGUAUUGGACUGAUGGAGAUCUUCGCUACAAGGGCUUUUGCUUUGCACUCAUCGAGGCCAAGGCAGAGCUUUCCACCGGCGGUGCUGAGCCUUUUUUCGAGGCUGCCUGGUACUAUAGUGCCUUCAUAAGGAACCACUUUGACGAAACCCGUUCGCGUCUCCCUUGCUUUAUCCUCUACCUUGCUGGUGCCCACAUUGGCUUUUCCGGCUCCGUCUUGACCAUUCACCCUCAUCUGGAGGUCCUAGCCCCCAAUCACUACGAAUCCGAACCUCCACAUAUAACCUCUGACCCGAUCCUUAUGUUUCCGUAUCCUACCAACUUCGAUUCCCUGCGCGGUACCACAAAGUACGCAUUUGAAUACUCAUCGCAGCUUGACGAGAAGAGGCUCCUAUUUUCCGGCACUGUUGGUGAUGAGAAAAUAUUCACCCAUCGAUACUCCGAGGAUGCACAUCUUGCAUGCUUCUCGCUUGGUUGUGCACCUGCUUUGAAGUGGUAUCAGCCCAUUGCGGGUGGAUGGUAUAUGGUUGUCAUGGCUUUAAUCGGGGAUGAUUAUCAUGAAUUGCGGCAUUCAGAGAUGAAAGCCUUGUUCAAAGCCGAAAUCGAAGAGAAGGUGAACAAAAAGCAUUUGUGCAUGGUGAUAUUCGAACCACCAAUGUCAUGGUGUGGAAAGAUGUCGACUUUGACUGGGCAGGCAAAAUUGAGGAAGUGCGAUAUCCAAUGA
Cantharellus anzutake is the source of this 1746-nucleotide messenger RNA. RefSeq lists its product as uncharacterized. NCBI's taxonomy places the organism in Eukaryota, Fungi, Basidiomycota, Agaricomycetes, Cantharellales, Hydnaceae. The transcript has 7 exons. The record is from RefSeq and is a predicted model, not a curated record. Bases 1 to 1746 code for a protein of 581 amino acids.